GGCAGGGAGGGAGGGGGCGGUCAGAGCUGCGCAUCUGUACAGGCAGCCGGAGAGGAGAGAGAGCGGGGAGGAAGGAGAGAGACCAACAGGACAAGAUGAGGAGGACCGCGGCAGCAGCAUCGACAUUGGGAUGGGAGCAGGGAGCUGAGAGCAGGACGAAGAGGCGCAGCGACGAGGCAUGAAGGAGGAGGUUAGGGAGACGUGCCGCAUCGCUCCAACAUGGAGGCGUAGCGACAUGCAUUAGAGGAGAGCGCUUCAUUGUAGCCUAGCAGCAUCCUCACCAUCACCAUCAUCCGUCCGUCCAACCUGAGCGGAGAGGAGGAGGAGGAGGAGAGGGGAGCGGAGAUGGGCUCCCAGGUUGUGCAGACCCUGCGUCAGGGAGUCUGGGCAUCCCUGACCGGGGGCUGGUACCACGACCCGGACCAGAACAAAUUCAACAACUCCUGCCACCUCUAUCUGUGGAUAUUCCUCCUGAUGUUGCCCCUGUCGCUCCAUCUGGCCCUGCCUCCGACCACCAUGGCUCUGAGCAUCUACUGCACCUCCAUCACCGUCUUCUUCAUCCUCAUCAAGCUGGCCAACUACCGGCUGCACCUGAUGUUCGAUGAGGGCGAGGCGGUGGUCCGCAGCAGCCUCUCCGACCUCAGCAAAGCUCAGGAGAAGAAAAGCAACGCCUCUGACUCCUGCCUGCCCGCCAGCAUCAGGAAGAGCAGCACGGUCCCCGACAGCGUUGCCAUGACGAUGCUGGCCCGGAAGCGUCCCAGUCCGGUGAUCCAGGUGACAGUGAAACAGACCGAGACCGACCCGGGGCUGAUUGGGGUGGACUGUUCCAAGUCAGACGAGGCGAAGACGGGGGAAGGUGAUGCUAAUCUCGCUCUAGGGCAGGGGGAGUCUGCUGCAGAGGAGGGGCCUGUGGUGGGAGACCUGCAGCCGAGCCCAGAGCCUUCACCGGAUGAUCUCUCCAGCCCAAACCCGGACCAGGCCGCCCCCCUGCUGCAGGCCCAGCAGAGGCCCCCGUCCAGGGCCGAGAGAGACGAGACGCGACCUGGAUCUGCGAGCGGGAAAGUGGAUGCAGAAAUAAUUGAAGCUGAAGCUGCGAAAGAAGGAACGGACACGAGUCCAGCGGCUGACGGAGAACAAUCAGAGCAGGGUAGGACGGCGGAGAAAGACUCAGAGCAGGAGACACUAGAGGAAAAAGAUUGCGAGGAUAAAGAGGAUGCAGACAGGGAAGCAGUGGAUGAAGGGCUGCCUCCUUCUAAAGGAAGUGGAGAUGAGAGUGAGGAGGAGAGCGAGGGCCAAAAAGAGCCUUCAGAUGCCAACAAUAAUUCACUGGAGACUCUGCAGGAUGAGCAGGAUGACUUUAUUGACAUCCCAGAGGCUCCUGCACUGGUCGAGGCGGUGGAGGAGACGUACUGCUCUGAUGAGAUCGAGGUGGUUCUGGUGGAUAACUCUGGCGCCGGGUCUGCUUCUGCUCACCUGGACAACAGCGACACCGUCAAGAUCAUCAUCACCAUGAGCUGCGACCCUCAGACGGCCGCUCAGCUGGAGGAGAGCGUGAAACAGAGUCUGCUGGAGAAUGCACAGGCCCAGAAGGAUGCAGGAGAAUGCCACAUCAAGAUCCCCGUCAUCACCUUCGACUCCCCCGAGGAGGAGAAGCAGGAGUCGGAGGAGGGAGAAGAGGAAGCGUCCGGCUCGGAGGACGACGCCACGCCCAAACAGCAGCAGACCACGAGCCAGAGUGAAGAGUUUCACUUGUGUAGAGAAACUACCAGCUCUGACUCCACCACCCUGGAGUGCCCAGAUCCAGACCAGGAGCAUGUUGUUCUGCAGAUGACUGGUGACAGCACACCGAGCCCACAGCUGACAAACGAUAACAGCUCAUCGGGUAUCGAUGUCCACUCCCACCCGGACGACACGGACCCUCUGGAACCUAACGUGGACUCACAAGGGUUCCUGCGUUUGCCGCAAACGUUGUGCCGCUACGGGCCCGGUGGAAGGACUCACAUCCGGGGACUGAGCAUGGACAGCGGGAAGGACGCUGUUCUGCUGUCAGACCGCUCACAUAACACAACCACCAUGACUAGCUCCAAGUCAGACCUGGAGGCAAAAGAGGGCCAGAUUCCCAACGAAUCCAACUUCUUGGAGUUUGUUUCCCUGCUGGGGUCCCUCAGUACGAGAGGAGGAGGAGGAGGAGGAGGAGGAGCCAGCACACGGGAAGAGGAGGAGCCAGAGCGGAAAGAGGAAGUGGAAGCUGCAGAGGAAGAGAGUCAGAACGCAACUUCCAGACCAGAUGAAACGAUCACAGAGACCAACUCUGACAACAAGCCAGAGAGACCCAAACCACCCACCAGUCUGCCUACCAACACGCUGCAGGCUAUUCCACCCACACACAUCCCGAUAGUCUCUCCUGACAGCCCACAGACAGACAGAGAAAAGGAUCCAGACUACGACUCUCUGCCAUCGCAGACAUCUCAGUCAGAGAGCUCCAUGCUGCAGGUCAUCUGCAGACCAGAGGCUACCAACAAAGAAGAAGCCUACACCUUCCACACCGUACACAGAGACAGACCUCGUAAGCUGUAUGCAGAGAGAGCGCUCAACCUGCCGCUCGGGGCAGAGCUCAUCACCGGCAACAUGUGUGACCUGCUGUCAACUUCAUCCAACUCAGAGUGUCAGGACGGCCUGGCGGGCGGUCACGCCGACUGCCCUUUCCAGCGACGCAUCAUCCCUGCACACAGGCUUCGGCCCCGGAGGACGCACCCCGAGAUCUUUCAGGAAGAAGACUCUCUGGACGACUCCUCGGAGACUUCCACUCAGGAGAAGCCGAGCAGGAAAAUUUAUUACAAACUCAAGCUGUUUCCUGGAAAGUGGAUCAACAUUUUGUACGACAGACUCACCCUGCUUGCACUUUUGGACAGAAACCAGGAUGUUCUAGAGAAUCUAGUUGCGGUCUUCAUGGCUUUCCUGGUUUCCUUUUUGGGUUUUGUGCUUCUCAACCACGGCUGCUUCAAAGACUUCUGGGUUUUCCAGUUCUGCCUGGUGAUCGCCAGCUGCCAGUAUUCAUUAUUGAAGAGUGUCCAACCGGAUGCAGCAUCACCAACACAUGGUCACAACCAGCUGGUGGCGUACAGCCGAGCAGCCUACUUCUGUAUCUUUUGUGCUCUGAUCUGGCUUCUGGAGCAGCUGCUGAGGAUAAAGGACCUGCCCGUGUCCAGCCUGUACGGAGUCACCAUCGUCUGCUACGAUGUCCUGCACUUCUUACGGGACCUGCUAGUAGGUUUUACCUACUGCUUCCCCAUCACCUUCCUGGUGGGCCUUUUCCCUCAGAUCAACACCUUCACCAUCUACCUGCUGGAGCAGAUUGACAUGCACUUUUUUGGAGGAACAGCCGCUACGAGUCUCAUCUCUGCCAUCUACAGCAUCCUACGCAGUCUGAUCGCUCUGUCUCUGCUCUAUGGUUUCUGCUUCGGAGCCCUCAAGGAGCCAUGGGACGAGCAGCACACUCCAGCCCUGUUCUCUGGUUUCUGUGGCCUUCUGGUGGUUUUCUCCUACCACCUGAGCCGACAGAGCAGCGACCCGUCUGUCCUGCUAUCUCUGAUCAAGUCAAAGGUAAUGCCUGCACUGGUGGAGAGUGAGGAAGAGGAGGAGGAAGAUACGGACAUUAAAGACCCGCUGCCAGAGAAACUGCAGAACUCCAUGAAGGAGAUCCUGCUGUCGGAUGUGGUCGUGUGCUCCGUCGCCUACAUCCUGACCUUCGCCAUCACAGCGAGUACCGUCUUUCUGUCUCUCAAGCCCUUUGUGACCAUCGUGCUGUACGCUCUGGCCGGGACGGUGGGAUUCGUCACCCACUACCUGAUCCCACAGCUGAGGAAGCAUCACCCCUGGUUAUGGAUCUCCCAUCCGGUCCUCAAGACUAAGGAGUACCACCAGUUUGAACCCAGAGAGGAUGCUGUGCUCAUGUGGUUUGAGCGUCUGUACGUGGGGCUGCUGUGUUUUGAGAAGUAUGUGGUUUAUCCCGCCAUCGUUCUGAGCGCGCUCACUAAUGACGGCUUUGCUCUCAGUCACCGCAAGAAGCUGGGAAUCCACUGUGACGUUCUCCUGACGACGGUAGCCGGACUGAAACUCCUGCGUUCGUCCUUCUGCAACCCAAGCUUCCAGUUCCUCACUCUGCUCUUCACGCUGGUUUUUUUCCACUUUGACUGUCCGCACGCCUCCGAGAGCUUCCUGCUGGACUUCUUCAUCAUGUCGAUUGUCUUUCACAAGAUGCGUGAGCUGCUGCUGAAGCUCCACUUUAUCCUGGUUUACAUCGCUCCCUGGCAGAUCGCCUGGGGCAGCGCUUUCCAUGCCUUUGCUCAGCCGUUCGCUGUGCCUCACUCAGCCAUGCUGCUGCUCCAGACUCUGCUCACCACCGUCUUCUACACUCCGCUGGCUCCCUUCCUUGGCAGCGCCAUCUUCAUUUCCUCUUAUCCGCGGCCCAUCAAGUUCUGGGAACGAAACUACAACACAAAGCGUAUUGACAACUCUAACAGCAGACUGGUGUCUCAGGUGGACAAGGAGACCGGCUGCGAUGACAACAACCUAAACUCCAUCUUCUACGAGUACCUGACUCGCUCGCUGCAGCAUUCACUGUGCGGCGACCUCAUGCUGGGCCGAUGGGGCAACUACAGCGCCGGGGACUGUUUCAUUCUGGCUUCCGACUACCUCAACGCCCUGGUCCACCUCAUCGAGAUCGGCAACGGGUUGGUGACGUUCCAGCUGAGGGGUCUGGAGUUCAGAGGUACGUACUGCCAGCAGCGGGAGGUGGAGGCCAUCACAGAGGGCGUGGAGGAGGACGACGCUUGCUGCUGCUGCGAGCCGGGUCACCUGCCUCACAUGUUGUCCUGCAACGCUGCGUUCAACCUGCGCUGGCUGGCCUGGGAGGUGAUGGCAACCAAAUACCUGCUGGAAGGUUACAGCAUCAGCGAGAACAACGCCGCCACCAUGCUGCAGGUGUACGACCUCCGAAAGCUGCUCAUCACCUACUACCUGAAGAGUAUCAUCUACUACCUGGUCCACUCUCCCAAGCUGUCCACGUGGCUGAAGGACGCGGCCAUCCAGGAGGCUCUGCAGUCCUACACCAAGUGGCACCACAUCGAGCGCGACCCUCAGGUGUUCAGCGUGAAGAUCGAUGAAGACUACGUUCACUGUCUGCAGGGCGUGACCAGGGCCAGCUUCUGCAACGUCUACCUGGAGUGGAUCCAGUACUGCGCUGGCAAGAUGGAGACGCCGGUGGACAGCGAUGAAGACUCCCCUCUGGUCACUAUGUCUUACGCUCUCUCCGUCCUCGGCAGACGAUCGCUCGGCACGGCGUCACACAACAUGUCCAACAGUCUGGAAUCCUUCCUGUACGGUUUCAACACCCUGUUUAAAGGGGAUUUCCGCAUCGCCACCAAAGACGAGUGGGUGUUUGCUGAUCUGGACCUCCUGCAGAAGAUUGUUGCUCCUGCAGUCAGAAUGAGCCUCAAGCUGCAUCAGGAUCACUUCACCUGCCUGGAGGAGACAGAGGAGGCGUCCAUCUUGUACGAAGCCAUCACCAACUACCGCAGCAGCCUGGUCAUCUGCCACGAGAGCGACCCGGCCUGGCGUAAGGCGGUGCUGUCCAGCCGCGACACGCUGCUAACCCUGAGGCACAUGAUCGACGACGGCACCGACGAGUACAAGAUCAUCAUGCUGUACAAACGCCACCUCAGCUUCAAGGUCAUCAAGAUCAACAAGGAGUGUGUGCGAGGUCUGUGGGCCGGCCAGCAGCAGGAGUUGGUGUUUUUACGGAACCGAAACCCAGAACGCGGCAGCAUCCAGAACUCAAAGCAGGCGCUGAGGAACAUGGUGAACUCGUCCUGCGACCAGCCGCUGGGUUACCCCAUGUACGUGUCACCUCUGACCACGUCGUACGCUGGAACACACCAAACGCUCCGCAGCAUCGGAGGAGGAGCUUUAAGCCUGGAUGCCAUUCGCUCCUGGCUCUGCUCUAAGUGGUUACGGGUGCGUAAAGACAACCUGACCAGCUGUAACAGCGGCGUCAACAUGGAGGACGUGGACUGCGGCGCCGGCGGUUCGUCCUCGCUGAGCCACAACCGUCCGUCCUCCGUCACGUCCAACAGCCUGAGUCUGUACCAGCACCGAGCCAGAACCACACACAGCCACCGACACCACAACUCAGCCAGAAGAGAGUAUCGGAGUCGGUCGGUGCAGCCUCAGAGUCAGCGUCCUCCCGUCAGCAGCCAAUCAGGGCCCAUCCUGGACUCAGGCUCCACCCACGGCCUCGUCCAGCGUCUGUCCAACAGUCAGCUGUCCUUCAACACGUCCAUAGCCUCUAUUUUCUCCCAGGUUCCUCGCCUCUCAGGAGCAGGUGGGAUCAGCUCGCAGCUCCAGGCGGCGCAGCAUCAGCAGCGAUCCAGCCAGGUCUCCUCAUCUUCAUCCACACUCAGCCUGCUGUUUGGGAAGCGUAGUUUCUCCAGCGGUCUGGUCAUCUCCGGUCUGUCCGCUGCUGAAGGCGGGAACACGACCGAUACGCAAUCGUCGUCCAGCGUCAACAUCGCCAUGGGGCCUUCACACAGGUCCAGCAGCAGAGCCACACAGUGGACAUCAGAGCCAUAUGAGAGUAUAGACGCCACCAAUUCCAACGGCGUCACCACGGUGAAAGAAGAAACGCAUUCGAGCGACCGAGGCUGCAGCCAGGGAUUAGACAAUACCCAGGAGGACUCAGCAUCUGCCUCGACAGCUCCAGAGCCGACCGAUCAGAAGACUGUCUGAGAAGGAGAAAACACACAUGAGAGUGCCCCUACUUUCUGCCCAAAUACAGAGAGGACUGUAUGAAAAGUUCUUCAUAUCCACAUACAUACAAAGGACUGUAUGAGAGGGCAACCAUGCACACCAACCUGCCUCCUCUCAUGUCCUCAGCAUGUGGUCUCACCCUGUUGUCUGAAUGUAAAGUCUGAAAACACGAUCUCGGAUCUGGUUGAUGAAAUAAAGACGUUUUUAAAUGAA
Molecule: messenger RNA, 7020 nt
Organism: Acanthochromis polyacanthus (spiny chromis)
Lineage: Eukaryota; Metazoa; Chordata; Actinopteri; Pomacentridae
Gene: pcnx2
Product: pecanex 2
Exons: 40
Coding region: 346-6786 (2146 amino acids)
Cellular component (GO): membrane
Source: RefSeq, a predicted model, not a curated record